Fusarium venenatum is the source of this 138-nucleotide messenger RNA. Lineage: Eukaryota; Fungi; Ascomycota; Sordariomycetes; Hypocreales; Nectriaceae. The record is from RefSeq and is a predicted model, not a curated record.
AUGAUGCUACGCAUUCGACGUGGAGACAAUCCACUCUUGAUUUGGAGUCUCGAUGUCAAUGCUAUUCACCACGAUGCAGCAAAGCCAGCCGAGACAUUACAUAUGGAGGAAAGCAAGCUCGCUGAUAAAGAUAGGUAA